UACAAUUCUUUAUACAAAUAACGCAGAUUUCAACAUGACGACAUUGACGUACACAUGGUCACAUGAAUUCUCACAGCAGCGAGUUAUGACCGUGGCCAUAACUUUUUCGAACUUGACAAGCGAUUACAAUACAAAGUACUGGAGAAAUAUCGCACGGCCGUUGUUCGUUGUUCUCCUAGAUUCAAAGGAGACCAUGAACAAGUUCAUCGAGACUACGAAGAGCAUAAGAUCCAUCUCUUCUUUCAUCUGGUUCAUCAUGUUUCUUCAGCGCCCUGGAAAGCCCCUCGAGGAGUACUGCAGACAUCCUACCGAUAAUGUGUUCAACGUAGACUUCAGAACUCUGAUGCUGGUCCUGUGUUACGAUCAUCCGAUCCUGGUCGAGUGGUACGCCAUUCGCGAUAAUCGCAUCAGGACAUUCGAUCUGGCCACAUGGUCUCCUGAUAGAGGCCUAAUCUUGAAGACGCAAAAGAGCCUCUACGCCAGAAGGAACGAUAUGUUCGGUGACGUUAUACGCGUGGCAUUCGUGGACAAUUCGCCGCUGGUCUGGAUGGAGAACGGUACGAUCAACGGGUUUUUCGGUCUGCUGUUGAUGGAACUCAGCAAAGUGAUGAAUUUCACGAUGAAGGUUCUGGACCCGGUAGAUUCAUUCGGCAUAUGGAAUCCGAAGAAGAAGAGGUGGACCGGGGCGAUUAAUCAAUUGAUCGACAAUAAGGCCGACGUCGGUGCCUCUGCGUUCACGAUAACAACCAGCAGAUUAAACGUCGUUGACUUCACAGUGCCAUUGAUACAGUCGCGAAAUCGUCUCUAUAUUAAGCGGCCCAUAUCGUCUUCAGACGUGCAUUGGACCGGAUACUUCAGGACGUUCAGUUCUGGAAUUUGGUUAACGUUAUUAACGGUAAUAAUAGCUGCUUCUAUUAUGCUGACUUUUAUAAAGACGAGAGGAUACUUCUCGAUGAGCUUAAUAUCUGAAAACUAUAUUCAGGUUUGGGGCAUCUAUUGCCAACAAGGUCUGCCAGAAUUUCCCAGCGAGUCACCAACUAGGCUGGCUUUUCUCUCAAUUUAUGUCUCGUCGAUAGUAAUUCUAUCCAUCUAUUCUGCCUCGUUGAUCAGUUCCCUAGCACUCCAGACGCCCAGCCUACCUUUUUCCACUCUGGAAGGAUACGUUAAGGACGGCUCUUACAAACUGAUCGUUAUGAAAGAUAGCGCCGAGAAUGACGUCCCUAGUCGUAUCAAGGAUCCUGUGUUCUUAAAAAUGUACGAAUUACUGGAGAAGAAAUACUUACCAAUGUCAUUGUCGGGUGGAUUCAAGCAAGUCUGCGAAAAGAAAUUGGCGUUUUAUACCACGGAGAUUUUCAAGGAGUUCACAAAUGUUUAUAUGAAAUGUAAACUAGUAUAUAUCGAUACUGGAAGACUCGAUAAUUUGGCGUUAGUUUUAAGGAAAGGAAGUCCUUACACCGGUUUUAUGAACUACCAGUUACGGCGAUUUCAGCUUAAUGGCGUUAUAAACAAGUUGAGAAACAAAUAUCUUGUAAAAAAUAAUGCUCCGAUGCCGGUUAUUGGAAUAGUCGAAUUAGAAGAUACAGCGCCAACUCUGGCGGUCGUGGCAGGUGGUAUGAUCCUAGCAAUACUUAUUUUAAUAAUCGAGAAAAUGUAUUAUUCGUUCAACACUCGAUAUAAAAAUAAUGUAUCUUCCGUUAUGAAAUCGCACAAUGAUCUCGCUGUGAAAUUGCAAAAGAAAAGCAACGAGAGAAGAGAGAGGAGAGAGAAUCUAAAAUUUCGAGAAUUUUAUAAUACAAGUAACAUGAGAUUUUAUAAUACAAGUAACAUGAGAUCGAUUGGUAAUAAACAUAAACUUUUCGAUAAAUUUUAAUAUAUAUUUCUGAUAAAAUGUUACAAAUGGCUUGUACAUAAAAUUUAUUGUACAUUGUCGCAGCAUUGAUAGAUCAAUUAAGAUUGAUCAGUAUUAUCCUUUCAUUUUUGAAAAUAAAAAGUAGAGAAAGAU
This is a messenger RNA of Pogonomyrmex barbatus (red harvester ant), 2002 nucleotides long. RefSeq names its product putative glutamate receptor. NCBI's taxonomy places the organism in Eukaryota, Metazoa, Arthropoda, Insecta, Hymenoptera, Formicidae. The record is from RefSeq and is a predicted model, not a curated record. Gene Ontology annotation, molecular function: ligand-gated monoatomic ion channel activity. Gene Ontology annotation, cellular component: membrane.